AUGACUGAAUUCAAGCUAUCCUAUGAGUCUCAACUGGACGUCUAUCACCCCUCCUACCGCUACGAAGCCCAUGACCCGCGCGACUGGAAAUCUGCCGCUCUCCGUGGCCCAGCCCUCCCCGCCCUAGGAAAUGCAACUGCCGGUGCAGUCGGCGCAGCCAUCUCCAAUGUGGUCGUCUACCCUCUCAAUGUCAUCGUCGCCCGUCUACAAACCCAGAAGCAAAAAGACAGCGACUCGAGCGAAAAAUCAGACGAAGACGAGAAUGCCGACGAAAAUUAUACCAGUGUGGUGGAUGCUGCUCGCAAGAUAUAUGCCCAGCAAGGCAUCGCUGGCUUCUACCCCGGUCUAGCGCAGGAUACAUGGAAGACGGUCGCGGAUUCGUUCCUUUUCUUUCUUGCUUAUAGUGCCAUCCGCCAGAAGAGGAUAGUCGCGCAUGUAGGUGUAGAGCGAGCUGCCAAGAGCAAAAAUAUUGUCCUCCCAAUACUGGACGAACUUGCCGUUGGUGUCUUAGCUGGCUCAUUUGCCAAGUUAUUCACUACGCCGCUGUCGAAUAUCGUUGCGCGCAAGCAGACAUCAGCGGCACGCAAGGGCGGGAAUGCGACAAACUUGUCAACGAGUGAUAUCGCAGCUCGUAUCCGCGCUGAGAAGGGUAUCUUAGGCUUUUGGUCUGGAUACUCGGCCACCCUGAUACUCACCCUGAAUCCAUCGCUCACGUUCUUCCUCAAUGAAUUCCUCAAACGGACUCUUCUUCCACGUUCGAAGCGCGAUAAACCCCCUGCAGCUUUGACAUUCCUUUUGGCGGCUCUAAGCAAAGUUGCCGCCUCGUCAAUCACAUACCCUUUCUCCCUCGCGAAAACAAGAGCUCAAGUAAUGAGCUCGGACUCUAAGUCUAAGUCUGGAACUGCAGAGAAGGCUCGGUCCUCCCUUCUCGCCUCUCUCACCCCUGAAAUACUUUCCAAUGUCGCCGCCAUCGCCCGCACAGAUGGUAUAAUAGGACUCUACGCGGGUCUUCAUGGUGAAGUGCUAAGAGGUUUCUUCUCGCACGGCUUUACAAUGCUCGCAAAGGACGCAGUGUACGCCUUCAUAGUCAAGAGCUAUUACCUCCUCCUACUGCUGGGACGUCGCUAUCCUACACCAGACGAACUUAUCCAGCGUGCCCGCGAACAGGCAUCGGAGUAUACAGAGAUCGCACGUGAAGGAGCGCGUGACCUAGCAGAGAGAGCAAAGGAGGGCGCGGAAGAGCUGCUGAACGCUGGUUCUGGUGGUAACGCUGCUGAUGCUUCUGGGAGUGCGCAUACUGGCAUUGAUGCUUCUUCGGGUCUGAAGGCUCACAUUUCAUCGUUUUCUGAUGAAGUCAAUGAGACCGCUGAGCUGGUCGGUGAUUAUGUUGAGGAUGAAGCGGCCGAGUGGAAGAGCCUUUAUCAUUGGUUUUGGGAGAAGGAUCGUGGGUCGCAUCGAGAUUGA
Messenger RNA from Penicillium expansum, 1464 nucleotides. RefSeq names its product putative mitochondrial carrier protein. The transcript is spliced from 2 exons. The record is from RefSeq and is a predicted model, not a curated record. Lineage: Eukaryota; Fungi; Ascomycota; Eurotiomycetes; Eurotiales; Aspergillaceae. The coding region runs from base 1 to 1464 and encodes 487 amino acids.